AUGCAAAACGAACAUGUCCUGGAUGAACCGAUAACGUUAAAAUUAUGCUAUGGGAUUAACGAAUCAUUUAACAGUGUGCAUGUAGUAAAAAAGUGUGGAAAAGAGGAAAAUGCAGAAAAAUGGCAUGGUGAUCCAUUAAUUGUAUAUAGCUCAGACAACAAUAUUGUCAUGCUGGAUGGAAAAAGGCAACUACUAUUCAGAGGACAUUUUAGUAAAAUUUCCAAAUUAAUUAAAAGUUACAACAAUGAAUUUAUCGUUUCUUGUGACAAAGGAGUUGACUCUUUCAUCAUUUUGUGGAAGAUAAACAACAACAGUUUAUUUCCAGUUAAGAAGUUUUUUUUCAAGAAUUCGCACAAUUAUUCAGAUAAAAAUGAACUGAAAAAAAAUGUCGAUAGUGAUAUAGCAUAUGGGAGAGACACACAAAGCAGUGUAAAUACUCCAAGAAAUACAAACGCUCCAAAUGAUGAAAACUUAGAAUAUAUGGAUGAAGAACAAAUUAACCAAAAGGACAUAGAAAACGUAGGAUACGAAUGUGUAGACAUAAGUUUCGACAACAGAUAUAUAUGUGCCUUAACAGAGAAAAGACUGUAUGUCAAAGGAGAUGUACAAAGAAGACAGAAAAGUCUAAGUAAAAUAAACAGCAAAAGUAAUGCUGUUUUUUAUCAAGAAAUAUUAAUUUUUGAUACUAAUGGAGGAGAAAAUAACAUCGUGUGUAAAGAUAAAAUAUACGGAAAAGAGACACAAGAAAAAAUUCGGUUUAAUAGAAAAUAUGAAGUAAUUUCAAAUAGUAAAUCGAAAUUAUAUAUUUACAACUUUGAAAAAAAAAAUAGAACUAUAAGUCAUUACAGUCCUUCCUUAUAUAAAAGCAAUAAAUUAAAUGAACGUUUCAUUUUUACUGAAACGUCAUUUGUUGAAAAUUCUACAACAUUGUUGACAGGGACGACAAGUGGUUAUCUCAUUGUCUGGGAUUAUAGUUCUAUUUUUAUAAAUAAAACGAAACAAAAUAUUAAACAAAGAGAAUAUCAAAAAUAUUUAGAAAUAAGGAAAAACAUCUCAAUAAAUAUUGUACAAAGUUAUGGAAAUUUUAUCGUUCUAGGACUAAGUGAUGGUAGUGUUCAGAUCUUUGAUAAAGAUCUCAAAUGUUACGCAUGGUUUGAAAAUAGCAAUAUAGGUCAAAUAAAAUCACUAUCCUUUGAAUUGUCUAAUUUUGAGGAAGAUUUUUUUUCAUGGAAUUCUUUCAUUUUGUUUACUUCAGAAAAUUUUAUUAAGCAAAUAUAUCCAUCAAGUUUUAACGAUAAGGGAAAUGUUACCAAAUUGGAUAAUGGACAAACUGAUCAAAUAUGCAUUACGGACACUUGGAACCUCGAAUCUGUCAACAAAGAAGAAUUCCACGAUCGUACUGUUACUAGAAAUGAUGGAAAGAAUAAUGAAGCUCAUAAUGAGAUAAACACAGCUGGUCAAUUCGAUGCUGAUGAAGAGGAGAUAAAAGUUGGUAACACCCUGCUUAAUAAUUUGACGCAAAAGAAAGAACCUAGAGAAAAUUCUAACAACACAAAGGAGGAAAGCACAACGAGGUAUUCUAAAUGCAUAAGACAAAAACCAAGAGCAAAGAAGAACAAAGUACUUCUCCACUUUAACAGCCAAUCUAUUAGUGCCAUAUGCAUCAAUCCAGCAAGUGAUGAAAGCUUCUUAUACAUUGGAAACGAAAAUGGGGUAGUCGAAAUCUUCGAUUUUGAUAAAAAUGAAAAAAUACACACAAUUGACUUAGCAUCCAAAGAAAUAGUAUCAAUGACUUUCAGUAACAAUGGACAUAUUCUAUGUGUCGGUUGCAAAUGUGGAUUCAUUCAAAUGAUAAAUGCAACCACAUUUCAAAUAUUUUUCUCUAGCAAAGAUAUGAAAUACGAAAUAACAUACCUAUACUUUAGUGAAGAUGAUAAAAUACUUAUCUCUUCUUCACAAAACGCUAAUUUGAUCAUUUAUAAAAAUGAAAACUGUGACAAUAUAUAUGACUGGAAAUUUACCUACAGAAUUGUUAACAAUAAUAAUAUCACAUUUACAGAUUUAAAUGUUGUAAAAGAGGUACAUAAAAAAAAUGAGUACAUUAUAAUAGGUAUAACGAAUAAUAGAUACAUCAUUUUCCAUCAUUACAAUUUUAAGGAAAACACAGUAACUAUUUCAUAUCUUUUGAUAGAACAGGUUUAUGCCCCAACAUGCAUUUCUCAAAAUUUAUAUUUUUACAAUAGACAAAUAUUAUGUAUUUGCAAUGAAGCAUCCAAGAUUCGAUUUUUCGAUUUGGAAACAAAAAAAAUCAUAAAAACGGUCCAUCUUCCAUUUAAGGAAAAAAAUGUGAAAAAAAUUUUCCCCCUGAUGAGUUCUGGAGAAGGGAAUUAUUGCACAUUUAACCCCUUAACUGAUGAUACUAUUUCUACUGAUGUAAAAGAAUUGAACGAAAAAGAAAAAAAUAACUUUGACAAAAACAAUAUUUUCCUAUUUGUCCUUAACGAGAAAAUGAUCGUAUUCACACAGACCCCUAUAGUUCCAAAUUGCUUCAGAUAUAUUGGAGGCAUAGUUUCCAGUGGAACCAUAAAGAAUGUCAUUUCCAAAAAUCAAAAUAUUUUCAUACUAAGUAAUAAUAAAAUAUUUUAUUAUCAUAUUAAUACUCACAUACUAAGAAAAAAUAUAGAAAUUCAAAGUAAUACACUGGAAAUAUUUGUCGAACAAAUUGGAGGUAAAAAUAGUAAAAUAUAUAAUCAAAUUAUGGACUCUUUUUAUUAUUGUGAAAUUCAGAAAAAAAAGUAUCAACAAAAAAAAGAAAAACAUGACAUUAAAAAACUGCUCAAUGUUUUGUCUAUUGAGUACAUAUUUGCAUCUAUCAAUGUGUUCCUAUCCAAAUUUGAAAUACAAAAUAUAAUACAAGAGUAUCACUUUUACUACAAGUACGUCCUUCCUCUUCUACGAGCACGAAAUGCAUCCGUUAACGAAUCAUUAUUCAUGGGGGAUAUUACUCUGGUUAAUUACAAAUCUGAUAGUGACCUUCUCCUUCAAAAUAUAUAUUUUGUGCAGAAUCUGGAAGAAACAGAUACCCAGACAGACUCUGCUAAAUAUAUGCUAAACGAUAGUCAUGCGGAGAUGAGUUCAAGUCAGCAUAGAAAAGAGGAAAAAAAAGGGGAAGAUAAAGAAGAUAAAAACUGUGAGGAUAAUAAACCAAAUGACACAAAUCUAAGUGUUACAGACAAUAAUACCCACGAUGGAGACAUAACAGCAGAGUGCGAAUAUAUAUACUUCAACAUCAAUGCAUUCAUAUAUACCUACUUCAAUUUCUUCAUGGAGUAUGAUAUAAAUUUGGAAAAAGUCAUACAUGACAUAGAAAAUUAUUACAAAAAAAAUAAUAAUAAAAAAAAGAUUUCUUGUAAUGAUUUUUUAGAAAUGGUAAAAAAUCAUGGAGAACCGAUGGAUCAAAACGAGUUUAGAAGGAUUUUUCAAAUUUUUACAAAGAGCGAGAAAUUUCUCGAAGAUGCUGACACAUUCGAUUUCAGUUUGUUAACAGAGUUUCUACAGUAG
Molecule: messenger RNA, 3561 nt
Organism: Plasmodium gonderi
Lineage: Eukaryota; Apicomplexa; Aconoidasida; Haemosporida; Plasmodiidae
Exons: 2
Coding region: 1-3561 (1186 amino acids)
Cellular component (GO): motile cilium
Molecular function (GO): protein binding
Source: RefSeq, a predicted model, not a curated record